AUGAUUGGUUUGGAGGGAAUCCCCGUAUACACUUAUUUCUUUAUAAAUGAUCAAAAAUGGCAUUUUGGAUGGUUUCUGUGUGAUUUUUGGCUAAUGAUUGACUAUGUUGUUUGUUUGGCUUCAAUUUAUACUGUUUUAGGCAUUACGAUUGAUAGAUAUUGCUCUGUAAAAUAUCCAGCAGCAUAUCGAAAUUGGCGUACACCACGACGUUUCAUAUUAACUGUUGCUAUCAUUUGGCUGAUUCCAACGGUACUAUUUGGCUUAUCAAUUUUUGGUUAUGAUAAAUUUACGGGUGAAAGAAUAUUGAAAGAAGACGAAUGCUAUGUACAGUUUAUGGCAUAUCCAAUUCUUAAUAUGGGAAUGUAUAUUUCUUAUUAUUGGUCAACUUUAUUUGUUAUGUUAUACCUUUACUGGGGAAUAUAUCGAGCAGCUAAGUUGUUAGCUGCUAAAAGCGAGCAGGUGAAAAUAUUGUUAAGUAAUUUCUGUUUAACUGUUUUACUCUAA
Messenger RNA from Thelazia callipaeda (thelaziosis nematode), 504 nucleotides. The record is from the annotation of a GenBank genome assembly. NCBI's taxonomy places the organism in Eukaryota, Metazoa, Nematoda, Chromadorea, Rhabditida, Thelaziidae.